Recurvomyces mirabilis is the source of this 1023-nucleotide messenger RNA. RefSeq lists its product as uncharacterized. The transcript has 2 exons. The coding region runs from base 1 to 1023 and encodes 340 amino acids. NCBI's taxonomy places the organism in Eukaryota, Fungi, Ascomycota, Dothideomycetes, Mycosphaerellales, Teratosphaeriaceae. The record is from RefSeq and is a predicted model, not a curated record.
AUGCUUCUGGCAUUUUGGCGGGGCAAGGAAGUGCCGCUGGUCACCGUGGGAGACGCGCUAUCGAGCUUUCUUCAAAAGCCAGAUCCUUUGACAGAAGGUCGCUGCUUGAUGGCGAAAACUGAUGUCGCGAAAGGACCACUGCGAUGGAGCUCACCCACAUCAGAAGGCCGCGAGCUGCUAAAGCCGGUGGCGGCAUACUGGCAUCCAGUGCGCCAACGAUGGUUCGCAGCUGUCGGCAUCUGGAGAUGGGCAUUCACAUUGGGCCUGAUAACAGGGGCCCUGGGUGGUGCCGUGGCUUUGCUCGUCGUGGCCUCAAAUUUCUUGAAACUGAAGCUGGACACUGGCCAGUCUGUCUUUGGCCUAGGCUUCGGAGCUGUGGAUGCUCGCGCAGUCAUCAUUGACUCUCUCCCGAAUGCUGGUCUGGCCACGGAGGUGCUGCUCGCCAAUUUACCACAGGUGAUCUGCAGCCUGCUGUACUUUGCAUACAACGGGCUGUUCACAAGCAUGGUGUUAUCGCACGAGUACAGCCAAUACAUGCUCAGAAAUCGCCGCAAGGCAUUGCGGGUCAGUAGCCCAAAAGGCGAACAGAGGUCAAAGUACUUUCUGCACCUCCCAUAUACUUACUCGAUCCCUCUUAUUGCUAUCUCAACACUUCUCCACUGGCUGGUAUCCCAAAGCCUUUUCCUAGUCCGUGUCACCACCGGCUCGCAAGGAGAAGACUAUCGCAUAUCGUCGCUCGGCUUCUCAUGCUCGCCUAUACUGGCUACCAUCAUCGUCGGAUCUGUACUCGUACUCGGAGCCAUAGGCUUCGGCUGCCGGAAGCUUGCGAGUUCAAUGCCUCUCGCGUCCUCCUGCAGUGUUGCAAUCUCUGCCGCGUGCCACCCACCGGGCGAGGAUACCGAUGCAGCACUCCUACAAUUGUCAUGGGGGGAAGUCGGAGAAGCCAAUACUGAACUUGGACAUUGCUCAUUCACGAGUGAAGAGACUCGGAGCCCUCGGCCACGACACCUCUAUGCUGGAUGA